This is a messenger RNA of Penicillium canescens, 1839 nucleotides long. RefSeq names its product putative serine/threonine protein kinase. The record is from RefSeq and is a predicted model, not a curated record. Gene Ontology annotation, biological process: protein phosphorylation. The transcript has 2 exons. Gene Ontology annotation, molecular function: ATP binding; protein kinase activity. The coding region runs from base 1 to 1839 and encodes 612 amino acids. Lineage: Eukaryota; Fungi; Ascomycota; Eurotiomycetes; Eurotiales; Aspergillaceae.
AUGUCGACCAUGGAAAGCUUGAAGAAUGAUUUUGUUGAGGGGCAGCUUCUGGAUGGUCGUUUCCGCACUGUCGCCCCACUCAAUCAUGGGUCAUUUGGCAUGGUUUUCCUUGCCAAUGACACCAAGACUGGUGAGGAUGUCGCUAUCAAGCGCCUCAUCAAGGCCUCUGCUGCGGACUCUUCCGUCUACCUACCCGAGGAUCGGUUUGAAGAACUUGAAUGUCACCGUCGAUUCGGCUUCCACCCGAAUCUGGUCAACUUGAUUCAUUCCUUCGACACCGAAUCUCAUACCUAUCUCGUCCUGGAGUACUGUGCCAAUGGUGAUCUAUAUGAGGCCAUUCGUCUGAACCGGGGUCCAUUGGAAACCGAACAUGUUCGGGACUUCAUGCUGCAGCUGAUUAGCGCCGUCGAAUUCAUGCACGCCAAUGGCUUGUACCACCGUGACAUCAAGCCGGAGAAUAUCUUCCUGACACAGGACGGUGCCAUGAAGCUCGGUGACUUUGGCCUUGCCACUCAGGAAGCUUGGUGUCACGAAGCCUGCGUCGGCAGUGACCGCUAUAUGGCCCCCGAGCAAUACGAACCCUCCACGACAGGCUACUCCCCAGCCAAGGCCGACAUCUGGUCUCUGGGUAUCUGUCUGUUGAACAUUCUUUUUGCUCGGAAUCCAUUUGUCACUCCUACCGAGUCGGAUGUGCUAUUCGCGGACUAUGUGCGCGAUCGCCAGUCUCUCUUCGAUAUUUUCCCCAACAUGUCACAGGAUACUUACGAGAUCUUGACCCAUGCCAUGACUAUCGACCCUGAGAAGCGUUCCUUGGAAGGUGUACGUGAGGGCAUCCUGCGGGCUGUCUCCUUCACUACCGACGAUGAGGCUCUUGAUGACUUCUGCACCGAGGAUCGUGAGGUGGUCGCAGCCAGCGCCAACCGCGAGCCUCUCCGCACUCCAUCCAUCCAGAGCCCCUACGUCAAUCAGGGAGAUUCCUUCCCUUGGGCCAAGGCACUCCAGACCAGUCCUCCCCAGGCCAUUCGCCAGCUGUCUGCCAUCCCGGACAACGAGAGCUACACCGAGGAUCUUUUCCCCCCCAUCCGAAGUUGCGGGAACCUCAUGCGCCAGGUGCCCUUCCUCCCUCGCUCAGACCCGGUACCCAUUACUGGAUCUCUACCUUCUCAUGCUACCAAGCCUCUGCCAUCUUUGUCUAUGGUCUUUGGUAAGAACAAGAGCUCGGAGCAGAUCUCCAAGAGUUGGUGUGAUAUGUGGGAGGAGGACGAAUCCGAAAGCGAGGACCUUGCCAUGUUGCAACGCCGGGAGCAGAACUCUCGCAGCUGGAGCCAAGAGAGCAAGGGAGCUGCCAUCCCGGGAUUGCGCGAGCAGGACUCCGCUUCCCUCACUCAACGCUCUCAUGUCCCAGAAUCUGGCUUGAGUAAGGAACUCCGUGAGAUGCGGGGAGAGUCUCUGGAUAUAGACAGCGAUUCAAGUACAUCCAGCAGCACCCCGCGCCCCAUGCGCAACUCGCCCCCUCAAGCCGACAAAUGGUCUCGCCUCGGUGAUGUUCGCCGUAACUACAAGCCUGAUGAGCGUCGCAAUGUCAAGUCUCGUGAGGUCUUCGGCCCCAAGAGAGCCACUGCCUCUCAAACUCGUCGACAUGAUUGGGGCCACGGUUCUUCCGGUUACCGCCAUGGACCUCAGACAAAGCGCGAAUCCUCUUCUGAAGCUCGUCGCCGACAGCUGUUUGAAAAGGACUGGCGCCGCCAUGGGCCUAAGCCUGCUCACACCAAUGCAUACGACGGUACGGUCGACGACGAUCUCGACCUCGUUGGCGGAUGGCUCGAGACUGACUUCUAA